CAUAGGAGUUAGAAAAAGGCACGUGCCAUUUCAGAGAAAAACUAAGACGGUGUUGUUUUUGUAGUCUAAUCUAUCUUUGUACGGACAAUUCUACCCUCUCUCUCACUUCCAAACUAACUCAUUCUCUACACAAACAAUCAAACUCGCCUUAAUCAUCGUACAUGUGUGGAUCAAACUGAUCAUCGGUUAAGAUACCCCCCACAUUGCCGACUCACUUACUGAACCUGGCCUAAUCCAGAAAAACUUGACAGAUAAAUCAUUUUCUCUCUCCCCCCCCCCAAAACCCAAAAGUCAGAACUCAGGUAGAGAAAAAGAGAAUCAGCUCAGACUUCGAUCAUCACCUUUAGGAUUUCUAAAUUUCAUAAUCAGAUUCUUAGUUAUUCGAAACCCUAAUAUUCAGAUCAGGACCAAAUCACGUGUGCCCCCUCCUUAGAUCAGAUCAGUAUAACGAGUUUCCCUUUUGCUAAAAUUCCGAUAUGAGUUCGUGGCUUAUGCUUGUAACUGCUGAAAUCUAUGGUGACCGGUUAGUGUUUGCAGAAAAUGAUUUUGCUUGAAAGGUAGGAAGUUCCGAACUGAAUUGAUCUAGUAUACGAAAUAUCUGAUCAAGAUUUGACCUUGCAAUGUAGGUUUUCAGUGCGUUGAACUCGUUCGACCUUUCCGUCAGCUAAGUUUCAUGUCUGAUCUUGACAUCCAAAUUCCUACUGCCUUUGAUCCGUUUGCUGAUGCAAAUGCUGAGGACUCUGGUGCUGGUACCAAGGAGUACGUGCACAUUCGUAUCCAACAACGGAAUGGUAGGAAAAGCUUGACUACUGUCCAAGGGUUGAAGAAAGAAUUUAGCUAUAACAAAAUUCUCAAGGACCUCAAGGAGUUCUGUUGCAAUGGCACUGUUGUCCAGGACCCUGAGUUAGGGCAGGUUAUUCAACUUCAAGGUGAUCAAAGGAAUAACGUCUCCACUUUUCUUGUUCAGGCUGGUAUUGUGAAGGACAACAUCAAAAUCCAUGGUUUUUAAGUUGCAGGUUCCUAGUUUUCUGGGAAUCUAGCCUCUACGUUUAAUAGCUGAAAAUCCUACCCACUGAUGAACUUGUUUUGCUAUAAGUAUCCCCAUGUUGAUUUGAUUGAUGUAUUGUUCUACUCUUGGCCUAUGUGAUGUUGAAUGCCAAUGGAACUAUUAUCCUC
Gossypium raimondii (Peruvian cotton) is the source of this 1176-nucleotide messenger RNA. Its product is annotated as protein translation factor SUI1 homolog 2. The coding region runs from base 674 to 1009 and encodes 111 amino acids. Gene Ontology annotation, molecular function: RNA binding; translation initiation factor activity. Gene Ontology annotation, biological process: translational initiation. Lineage: Eukaryota; Viridiplantae; Streptophyta; Magnoliopsida; Malvales; Malvaceae. The record is from RefSeq and is a predicted model, not a curated record. The transcript has 6 exons.